Messenger RNA from Paramacrobiotus metropolitanus, 2483 nucleotides. RefSeq names its product gonadotropin-releasing hormone receptor-like. The coding region runs from base 820 to 2181 and encodes 453 amino acids. The transcript is spliced from 5 exons. Lineage: Eukaryota; Metazoa; Tardigrada; Eutardigrada; Parachela; Macrobiotidae. Gene Ontology annotation, biological process: G protein-coupled receptor signaling pathway. Gene Ontology annotation, molecular function: peptide binding; G protein-coupled receptor activity. The record is from RefSeq and is a predicted model, not a curated record. Gene Ontology annotation, cellular component: membrane.
UUCGACACGAUCCGCGAUAAAUCGCAAAAUGAUCCCGGUUAAUUUCGUAUCAUGUUCGCGUUACAGAAACGCUACUGCGACAUGAAGUAUUUUCUGGUUUCGCCGUCCAACCUGCAAAACUACUCCACAUGUAUUAAGACGUUCCCGGUUUUAUUUUUACACAGUUUUCCCAUGUGGACGCUACAUAAAUUAAUUUCUGCAAAAUUUGGAUGCAGAAUGCCGACAGGCUGGAUCUGCACCGAAAUGUCGCAUAUUAUUCGUAUUUGAGCUUCCUUGUGAAUUGAGUUUUGGGUGUGGUUAACGUAGCUGUACACUGCAGUGGUUUACAGCAAUGCGGGAUCUUAUACAGCCGCGGCUAAUCAGAAUGUCAACACUAUGAAUGAAAAGCAUUUCCCCGUGAAUCAUUCCUGUUCAACCUAUUCGGGCGCUAUCCCAGUCGCGUAUAUGGAACCAGGAAAAUCAUUUUUCUGAUUGCGAAGCUCUGUUCAUGCGUGAAUGCGCAAUGUCUGUAUAUGUACUUUAUACCAAUUACGUCCAACAUUUUCAAUACCAUGUGUCGGAAAAAUGAAUGAAAUGUCAAAUUCGCGAAUGUCGGCGCAACGUACCGCUGCAUCACUGCAAUCGCGUGGUAGCCUGAAUGCUUAAUAUUAAUCGGGUCAAGGCGCUUGGAAUUAUCCCUAUGCUUCCCGCCAGAUUCCACAGAUUUUUUUUACGCGGCAAAUACUGUGGCAGCGCCGCUGAUGGACAAUUUACAAAAAUUAACCGGAAUAAAUGGCAUUUAUAUAUGAUAAUGUUAUAAUACUAUAUAUAUUAUUGUGAAUGUCAGCGCCGACCCGGAAUAGCUUUAACCCGGUUUACAGUUACAUUAUGGAUAAUGACCAUCGACAAACAGAUGGAUAUUUACUGCGAUCGCAGAAUCUUACGCCCGCGGAUUACAAUACUUCCGCUGAUGGCAACUGGACUUACCUUAUCUUAGAGGAGGAUCCCGUAGAGAAGGCUAAUCGUCUGGUGCAGGUCUAUGUGUUAUUAAGUCUGGCUGUGCUGGGUUUUCUAGGAAAUUUCCUAAUUAUUGUCGUACUGUGCACUAAGCGAUUGCGUGAACGGCAUUUUUCCAAUAUUAACUUUCUGAUUUUGCAACUGGCGUUUUCUGAUCUUUUGGUGGUGGCAUUCUGCCUUUUCGCCGAUGCCAUUUGGAAGGCAACGUACACGUGGCUGGCGGGGGAUCUUAUGUGUAAAUUUGUCAAAUAUAUGCAAAUGUUCUCGUUAUAUGCCAGCACAUUUAUCAUUGUGACAAUCUCCCUGGAUCGAUGUAUUGCGGUUCUCUUUCCCAUAUCGCGUUUUGACCAGCACCGUUUGGUCAAGGUUUUUGUCAGUAUUGCCUGGGGGUUUGCUGGAAUAUGCAGUGUACCACAGAUUAUCAUUUUUAGCGUCCAGAAAGCGCCCUUUACGCUUAGUGAUAUUGAGGAUUUUUAUCAAUGUGUUACGCACGGAGCCUAUUCAGCGGAAUGGCAGGAGCCGGCCUAUGUGGUCUUCACCUUUACAAUCAUGUUCGCCGUGCCCCUGCUCCUCAUCAUCCCAAACUAUAUUCUUAUUUGCGUGAGAAUUACUCAAGAAUCAAGGUUAAAAGCUGGCGGAGCCGCAGAUGUGCCGGCACCUCCAACUAAUGCCAACAUACGCAACGGAUCAGGAUCGUUUUCUGCUGGCCACAAAAGGGAGCUGCUUAUGAAAAAGGCAAAAGCCAAAGCUUUGUGCAUUUCGGUGAUGGUGAUCGUGACAUUUGUUGUCUGUUGGGCUCCCUAUUACGUCUGCAUGAUAUAUUACGUGAUAAUCAGCAAGGAUCCAAGCGACUACAUGUUCCAGAUUAUUUUCUUCUUUGGCAUGUCCAACUCGGUAAUAAAUCCCGUUAUUUAUGGGGCCUUUCAUAUGGCACAAAAAUCCCAGACAGCCUGGAGGAAACAUUUCGGCCGGCCGCGGGCAUCAUUUGCUUUGUUGGUUAACCCUGAAAAUUGCUCAACGGCUCGUUUGGAUCCACAUUUUGUUAACCGGACCGAAGCUAGGCUUAGCAACGCCUCCAUAUCGCGACGGUUGUCAUCAAUGGACGGCUCGUCGUCUGGAGCUAGACGGCAAUCGUCUUUACAGAUACACCGACCAGUGAUUUCAAAUUCCGGUAUUUCUCUUUGACUCAAAGAUUACAAACCCGAUUGUUAUGCUAUUUUUUUAUUGCUAAGACUAGUAAGAAGUAUUUUAAUCUGCGGGAGUCGAUAUAUGCAUUUGGCUCACCCGCAUUUUUUAUUAGUAGAAAAUUUUACGCGGCUCCAUCUAGGGGCAAAUGUCUGUAGUGUGACCUUUGUAAGAAAUUAUUGGUACGUAUAUGCCGCUAGCGGACUGAUGAGGGUAUGUUAAGUACGUAAGAAUGAAUUCUGUCUGACAGCUGACUAAAAUAUCGUCGGCCUUGGCCGAUCAUUCAUCCAUCUUUAUUUUCU